This is a messenger RNA of Callithrix jacchus (white-tufted-ear marmoset), 5450 nucleotides long. RefSeq names its product zinc finger and BTB domain containing 46 (gene ZBTB46). The record is from RefSeq and is a predicted model, not a curated record. Gene Ontology annotation, biological process: regulation of transcription by RNA polymerase II. Lineage: Eukaryota; Metazoa; Chordata; Mammalia; Primates; Cebidae. Gene Ontology annotation, molecular function: DNA-binding transcription factor activity, RNA polymerase II-specific; RNA polymerase II cis-regulatory region sequence-specific DNA binding; protein binding.
CCGCGGGGUUGGAGCGGGCGCGGGGGCGCGCGCCGGCCUGACGGACCGACGGACGAACGGACGGACCGAGCAGCCCCGGCGAGCGCGCAGCUCGGACCCGCCCGGACGCAGCGCCCGCCCGGCGGCGGCGGCGAUCACCGGCGCCUGGCCGGCGGCCGCGGCGCCCGCCCUCGCCCGCGCGCCCCAUGGGGUCACAGAGUCUGUAGAUGAGGCGACACCAGAGCUUCCAAAUGAACGACCGGAAGGAAGAUAUGGAAAUCGCGUCCCACUACCGGCACCUGCUGCGGGAGCUCAAUGAGCAGAGGCAGCACGGCGUCCUGUGUGACGUCUGCGUGGUCGUAGAGGGCAAGGUUUUCAAGGCACACAAGAACGUCCUGCUGGGCAGCAGCCGCUACUUCAAGACGCUCUACUGUCAGGUGCAGAAGACGUCGGAGCAGGCCACGGUCACGCACCUAGACAUCGUCACGGCGCAGGGCUUCAAGGCCAUCAUUGACUUCAUGUACUCUGCACACCUGGCACUCACCAGCAGGAACGUCAUCGAGGUCAUGUCCGCCGCCAGCUUCCUGCAGAUGACAGACAUCGUGCAAGCGUGCCAUGACUUCAUCAAGGCUGCGCUGGACAUCAGCAUCAAGUCCGACGCUUCGGAUGAGCUUGCAGAGUUUGAGAUCGGUGCCUCGUCCAGCAGCAGCACGGAAGCGCUCAUCUCGGCCGUGAUGGCCGGAAGGAGCAUCUCCCCAUGGCUGGCACGGCGAACAAGUCCUGCCAAUUCUUCUGGAGACUCGGCCAUCGCCAGCUGUCAUGACGGAGGGAGCAGCUACGGGAAGGAGGACCAGGAGCCCAAGGCCGACGGCCCUGACAAUGUUUCCUCGCAGUCCCUGUGGCCUGGAGACGUGGGCUACGGGCCUCUGCGCAUCAAGGAAGAGCAGAUCUCCCCACCUCAGUAUGGAGGGAGUGAGCUGCCUUCUGCCAAGGACAGCGUGGUGCAGAACUCCUUCUCGGAGCAGAGUGCUGGCGAUGGCUGGCAGCCUACAGGCCGCAGGAAGAAUCGGAAGAACAAAGAGACUGUCCGACACAUCACGCAGCAGGUGGAGGAUGACAGCCGGACCAGCUCCCCAGUGCCGUCCUUCCUGGCGACGUCAGGGUGGCCGCUCAGCAGCCGAGACUCAAAUACAGACCUGACCGUCACCGAAGCCAGCAGCUCCGACAGCCGAGGAGAGAGGCCGGAGCUCUAUGCACAGGUUGAGGAGGGUCUCCUGGGAGGAGAAGCUAGCUAUCUGGGCCCUCCCCUCACCCCAGAGAAGGAUGACGCUCUGCACCAGGCCACAGCGGUGGCCAACCUGCGCGCAGCGCUCAUGAGUAAGAACAGCCUGCUGUCGCUCAAGGCGGAUGUGCUGGGGGACGACGGCUCGCUGCUGUUCGAGUACCUGCCCCGAGGGGCUCACUCACUGUCCCUGAAUGAGUUCACAGUGAUCAGGAAGAAGUUCAAGUGCCCGUAUUGCAGCUUCUCAGCCAUGCACCAGUGCAUCCUCAAGCGCCACAUGAGGUCACACACCGGGGAGCGGCCCUACCCCUGUGAGAUCUGCGGGAAGAAGUUCACACGGCGUGAGCACAUGAAGCGGCACACACUGGUUCACAGCAAGGACAAGAAGUACGUGUGCAAGGUGUGCAGCAGAGUGUUCAUGUCUGCCGCUAGCGUGGGCAUCCGGCACGGCUCCCGGCGCCACGGUGUGUGUGCCGACUGUGCCGGCCAAGGCAUGGCCGGGCCACUGGACCACGGCGGUGGGGGCGGCGAGGGCUCCCCAGAGGCGCUGUUCCCAGCCGACGGGCCAUACCUGGAGGACCCCGAUGACCCACGAGGGGAGGUGGAGGAGCUGGGUGAGGAUGACGAGGGCCUGGCCCCCGAGGAUGCACUGCUGGCAGACGACAAAGAUGACGAGGACUCGCCUCAGCCCCGCAGCCCCCCCGGGGGCCCCGACAAGGACUUCGCCUGGCUCUCCUAGGCCCGCCGCCCACAGGGCUGGUGGCUGCAUCGCUUCGUCCACCUGUGUGUGUCCGGUGGGUCUCCACUUCGGGGCCGGGGCCACGCCAACCCCUCCCUCGGCCCUUCCUCCGAUUCUCCCUGAACCCACCCCCCAUGAAACCAGCCCUGUGGGCUAAGAAGCAGGUUCGCCCCCAGCGAGCGGCGCUCGGGGACCAGACACAAAGUGAGCUGGGGGUGGGCACAGGACGGGUUUGAGUGAAGGGAGAGUGUGGUCCUAAGUCCCCAGCAGGUGGUGUGGGUGUGUGAGUGGCCCCCAUGAUGGCCAGCUUAGCUUGGACACGUGACAGCCCUGUCACCAGGUCCAGUGGGCACUGGGCAGGGUCAUGCAUUGGGACCAGCAGUCCCCAGCCUGAGCAGGUGCGACAGUUUUGCAGACACCCGGUCAGUCCCGCUGGAGCCCGCCCUCCCCUCCCCCAGCAGCCAGGUCACUGCCUGUGGCUGCAGCCGUGGCCCGUGGCAGCCUGUAGAAUCCAGGUGCGGUGCACAGAGAGUGCUGCCACCCUCUUACCUCUGGGCUUUGGUGCUUAUCACACAACACGGCUGCAGAGCUCUGCUGGAGGCCAAGGCUCCAGGUGCUAUCUUCAGUGGACGCAGCCCUGGGGGCUCCUUCCAGGAGGGGACCCUCCACCCAGUGCCCCCGCCUUCGUCACACCAGGUUCCCUUUGUGAGGGCCUCACCUCAGUCGUGUGCACUUCAUUGGAGAGCCUUGGGCUGCUGUGUCCACCCUGGGCUCUUCCCGUCCUGUUCUGUCCAUGGCCUAGCCUGGCCAGUCCUGCUGACCCCUCCUGGACAGGCUGGAGCCAGGCUCCUGCCUUUGCUGCUAACACCGGAGGCAGUGUUCCUAACUGCCGUGUGCUGCUUCCACCCCACCCCUGACGUGGGUCACCGGAUUCUUUAGUCAGAGACAUAUCGAGGUAGUUGCAUAAAAUUGUUUGGUUUGGCAUGAUUUUUCUCACUCAACAAAACUAUAUAGGGUUGCUUUUCCUUUAGCUUGUGGUCAAGUCCUCUUGCUGUGUUUUCUUUUUUCUUUUUUUUUUUUGAGACGGAGUCUCGCACUGUCGCCCAGGCUAUAGUGCAGUGACACGAUCUCGGCUCACUGCAAUCUCUGCCUCCCAGGUUCAAGUGAUUCUCCUGCCUCAGCCUCCUGAGUAGCUGGGACUACAGGCGAGCACCACGACACCCAGCUAAUUUUUUUGUACUUUUAGUGAAGACGGGGUUUCAUCACGUUGGCCAGGAUGGUCUCGAUCUCCUGACCUCAUUAUCCGCCCACCUCACCCUCCCAAAGUGCUGGGAUUACAGGCGUGAGCCACCCCAGCCUUUGCUUUGUUUUCAAAAGUGCUCAUUUCUUUUCCUGAGUGCAAAGCAAAGGUUCUGUGUGCCGUGGUGCACUGCCUGGCUUGGGGGUCCUGGAGGCUGCUGGCCACACUCACAGCUUCAGGAUGGUUGCUGCAGCCUGUCUUCUGGUUCCGGCUGUCUCUGACAGCACUCACCACUGGGACAGUCCGUCUCUCACCCCCUCCUCUGGCGCAGGCUUUGGAUGAGAGGUGGGUGUGGUGGCCUUCUCCUCCCCUCAUGACCUGCCCGUGCGAGGAGACCUGGGAGUGCUGAGCUUCGGGGCUGCAUGGAAAGAGUUUUUAUCUUCUCUUUUUCCAGCUUAACACAGUGGCUUUUACCCACAUUGUCAGGAGUACCAGCUUCCCUGCUCCAGGAGGGCUGGGCUGGCCGGGGGUCCUGUGGAGAGAGGGGUGCCCAGAGGACUCCAGGUACCUGGCAGGAGUCACGGCUUUUGUUGUUUUUAACAUCCAGUUCUACCAAUGACAGGGCGCCCUGGCUGGAGCUGUCAUCAUAUACACCCUCGGCUGGGAGGCUGUGGGCUCCUGAAGCUGGAGAAGGAGGCUAAGAUUUUUCUGUACACAGAGUGUGGGGAUAGGAGCUGGGGCAGGCACUGGCCCCUCAGCAGUGAGCCCUGCCCACUCUUACCAGUGAGGUGGGCGGCUCUGUCAUGAGGCCCCCGGGGGACAGCAGAGCUUCCGCCCUCACCCCAGGCCAGCCUUGCCCAGGCCUCUUUGAGAAGUCCCAGAACUUUGUACCUUUCUCCUGAUUUUUAAACCCCUUUUCUAGACAGACUUUCUUAUAAAAUGCGUUUGGAAACCAGACCUUUGCUACCAACAGAUGUCUCUGGGUUUUGUACCAGUCCCCUGCUCUCAGGCCACCCUGCCCAGCACCUGGGCCCGCCUCCCCCUCCACACUCAGGAUGUCCUGCUCCGUCUGGACUGCUCACUCCACGUGGCCUGCCUUUGCUGACCGCUUUGGGGUUCCCUGUCGUAGCCACAGGGGCAUUUUCUUCCCUAAAACCAACACUGUCCCACUGACCCCCCCAAGCGUUGGCUGCGUGGCAGAGCUCUUGUUCUUAGUGUGCCCACUGACGAGUGGGAGCUCCAGGCCCCAGGCGAACACAUCCAUCUCUCAGGAGGUGUGGAGGGAAAAGACGUAUGUAAUGAAGGGUUUUUUUUUAUGUGACUGAUUUUUUUUUUAAAUCGAUGUUCAAACUAAUAAAUAUUUUUUAUGAAGAGGAAAAAAUGUGUAGAUUACAUUUCACAUUUUGUAUUUCUUUUUUGUUUGUGUCUGUUUGUAUUUUGGUGUUUGCAACACCAAAGUGGAAGCUACAGUCCAUUGGGGGUGGUGUGAUUUGGGGGCGGGGAGGGGGGCAGGGACAUCAUGACUGUUCUAUCCUGAGCAGGUUGUACAUUGGGGCACUCUGGGCUUUGGGAAACAGGACCCUGCCAGGGCUCCAUAGGGACCCAACUCGGAAGACGCAGCUUCCCGCUUCCAACUUUGCACAUCUUCCUCUUUAGAAAACUGAGAAUGCAGAAACUGGAACUUUUUGCAUUAUAAAAAAAUCUUAUUUUAGCUCAUUCUGUGACAUGUGCAACUCUUAAGAAAGCCAUACUUAAUGGUGGUGUUUAUUUUUUAAAUCUUCUAUUGUGUUUUGUAUGCAGCCCUGUUAGAACUAUUUGUAGUGAGGGUGCUGUGUGUGCUUUUCUUAAAUAUUUAUUUUUUCAAUAUGCUUUCAACCUGUCAAGAACAAAACACAAAAAGGCAGUGUUUGAAGAUUAUUGAUUUUUUCUGGGGAUAUUAUACUGACUUUAUAUUACUUACUAUAAACCUGUGUUUGUAUUGGAGAUAUGUCUAAUAUUGGGGGAAGAGGCUUUUGUGAUCGGUCGGUGGGAAAUCACGGCUCUGCGCCUGAGGACAGGUUAAUGUGACCUUCUCUUCCAUGAGCCUCCAAGUUUCUUGUCUGCCUCGGCAUGCCCCCGGCCUGCCUGUGCGUUUCCUUUCUGUGACGGGAUUAGCUUAGACAUUCUUGCAAAGCGAUCACUUUCAAUAAACUGGGAAAUUGCUGCUCCAA